Cladophialophora immunda is the source of this 564-nucleotide messenger RNA. RefSeq lists its product as uncharacterized. Bases 1 to 564 code for a protein of 187 amino acids. The transcript is spliced from 5 exons. The record is from RefSeq and is a predicted model, not a curated record. Lineage: Eukaryota; Fungi; Ascomycota; Eurotiomycetes; Chaetothyriales; Herpotrichiellaceae.
AUGGCCGACGAGCAGAAGGUGUUUAUCCCGCCUAAGCGGGUGAACACAGACUAUCCGAUUAUCGACACAGAUCCUCACUGGAGAAGAGCAUUUGGAUAUGCGAGAAGAGAAGACUGGUUAUACGGAGCCGGAAUGGCAGCCGUGGGUCCGGCUUUCAUGCUCAUGACCGAACGAUACGCUCCCUCGUUUUCCGGCAAAGGCGCUUUUCCCAUGGCCUUUCGACUUGGCUGCGCUGUUGGCUUGUUAGCAGGCGCGGGAUUGGUAUAUCAGAGGAGUUGCCUGAGAUUCUACGGCUGGACGGAGAACGAACGAGAAGUCAAGAUGGACAUGAGGGAGAUGGUGGACAAAGUUAAGAGGGGGGAGCCACUUUAUGGCAACUCGGACCUCACACCUUAUAUGCAGGGUGUCGCGGCGCGAAACAGCAGAUACUCAGCGCUGAUGGCGAAUGUGGUACCAUGGGCGAAUUUCGUCAACCACAACCAGCACGGUGUGGACACAGCCAAAUACUACCAGCAAGCAGAGCGAGAGUUGGAAGCCGAGAGGUUAUCAAAAGGUGGCAAGUGA